AUGGAUGAGGAUGUCUCCAUCAUCGACGGCAGGCCGGGCGUUAUGCGUAUCGGAUAUACAGACAACCGCGAUAGGUUUUGUGACUGGCGUAACUGGAAUAGGUGGGUACCAACUAUAAAGCAGUCUUGCAAGGAAGAUACAAGGCCGGGCGCGGAAUUAUUGCCAAUUGCCAUCGUCCUGGUCGCCGUCGAUGAAGGAGCUCGUGAAGACUGGACAUGA
Molecule: messenger RNA, 219 nt
Organism: Penicillium bovifimosum
Lineage: Eukaryota; Fungi; Ascomycota; Eurotiomycetes; Eurotiales; Aspergillaceae
Exons: 1
Coding region: 1-219 (72 amino acids)
Source: RefSeq, a predicted model, not a curated record